Molecule: messenger RNA, 1317 nt
Organism: Ramularia collo-cygni
Lineage: Eukaryota; Fungi; Ascomycota; Dothideomycetes; Mycosphaerellales; Mycosphaerellaceae
Product: related to FAD-dependent oxidoreductase
Exons: 4
Coding region: 1-1317 (438 amino acids)
Molecular function (GO): sarcosine oxidase activity; flavin adenine dinucleotide binding; saccharopine oxidase activity
Source: RefSeq, a predicted model, not a curated record
AUGGAGCCCUCCAUUUUGAUCAUUGGGGCUGGCACAUUUGGGACCUCGACAGCAUACCAUUUGGCUCAAACAUACAAGGAUGCUUCGAAAGUCACGAUUAUCGAUCGUUCCCCUUCUCCGCCCAAACCGGCUGCGAGCAUCGAUGCCAAUCGUAUCAUCAGGACAGAUUAUCCGAGCAAGUUGUAUUGUGAUCUGGCUUGUGAGGCCAUUCAUUCGUGGUUCUGGAGUUUGGAACUUGUCGGCUGGUUGAUGCUAGAUGAGAAGGGCAGCACGCUCUCUGACCGGAUCAUCGAGACCUUCCUCGAGCGAGGAUCAACGCAAGCCGAGCGACUCGACUUGAACAAGCUGGAUGAACGAUGGCCUCUACUAAGAGGCACAGAGACUGCAGGCUUCAAUUCCUCGUACUUCAACUGCGAAGCCGGAUGGUGUGAUGCCGCGAGCGCUACCGCAAGUUUCAUGUCCGCAGCGCAGAAAAAAGGCGUCAAAAGAGUCACCGGCCGAGUCGUGGAACUUCUCCUAGACACCAAAGCCGGGAAGAUCAGAGGAGCUCGAACCGAAGACGGGAAAGAAUAUCUCGCGGACAAAAUCGUUCUGGCGACGGGUGCUUGGACUAGCAUGAUACUCUCCCCUAUCGAAGAUGCUUUGAAUCUCCCAGACAAGGACAGGAUCGAACGGCAAGUCCAAGCUACUGGUAUAGCAGCCGCUUACUACCGUCUCUCCGAAGAAGAAGUCUCUCAAUUCACUGCGGCGAAUUUACCAGUUAUCGUAUAUGGUGGCAAAGGCGAAGUGAUCCCUCCCUCGAAAUCCAACAGACUUUUGAAAAUUUCAAACUCGAAAAGAGGAAUCAUUAAUACUAUCACUACGAAAUCAGGGAGCAAGAUCUCCGUUCCUUGCUCGGAUGAAAGCCAGUAUAAUGUUCCUGCAUUCAUCAAACGCGAAACUGAGGAUAUUAUCGCUUCAAAGGUCUUGCCGGAUUUUGUGCGUGGGAAGCAGCCUGAAUAUUGGCGCAUAUGUUGGGAUGCCCAAACGCCCGACGAGAACUUUCUCAUGUGUAGACACCCAGACGAGAAGCUUGGUAAUUUGUAUCUUGCUGUGGGAGGUAGCUUCCACGCCUACAAAUUUCUGCCGAAUGCUGGAAAGUACAUGCUCAAUGUUCUAGCUGGAGAGGGUAAUGGACCGGAAAAGGACAAGGCGUGGGGGUGGAAAGUUGAAGGAGAAUUCAAGGACGAACAUCAAUUUGGUCUUUUGAUUGAGAAGACGGUGUCGAAGAAGGAAUUGAGGGAUUUGCAGGCGGCGGAUUGUCGUUCUCGGCUUUGA